Nicotiana tabacum (common tobacco) is the source of this 450-nucleotide messenger RNA. The record is from RefSeq and is a predicted model, not a curated record. Lineage: Eukaryota; Viridiplantae; Streptophyta; Magnoliopsida; Solanales; Solanaceae.
AUGGAUUUCUAUACUUCCCUACUUGAAACCUCAAGUUCUGAAAGGACUAGAGUCUACAGUGCAACUGUGAAGGAGGGUCCAAUGAUAUCAACUGAGCAUAGGAAGCUGCUAAUAGAAGAUUUCACAAAAAUAAAGAUAAAAACAUCUCUAUGGGUAACAGUAGGAGACAAAGCUCCAGGGCCAGAUAGGUACAAUAGUCAGUUCUUCAAAGAUUGUUGGGAUAUCAUCAAAGAAGUCCUCUUAGCUGGUGUGAUGGAAUUUUUCAAGUUCGGAAGAAUUUUAAAGAUAUGGAAUGCCACAGUACUUACCUUAAUACCUAAGAAGGAUCAUGCUGAAACUGUUGGAGAUUAUAGACCAAUAGCCUGUUGUUACACUAUCUACAAUAUAGUAUCCAAAAUGCUGUCUAUCAUAUUGAAAAAAGUGUUACCAGAUAUAAUUUCAGUCAAUUAG